Molecule: messenger RNA, 1041 nt
Organism: Vigna unguiculata (cowpea)
Lineage: Eukaryota; Viridiplantae; Streptophyta; Magnoliopsida; Fabales; Fabaceae
Biological process (GO): negative regulation of DNA-templated transcription
Source: RefSeq, a predicted model, not a curated record
AUGAGAAUCAAUUCGGAGCCAAGUGCUGCCAAAAUGAAGCACAAGGCAAAGCCUAGUAGUUCACCUCAAUAUUUCUGUGAGAUUGGCGAUAGAUGUUGUGUAAAGGAAGAUGGUGAUUUCUGUAGACAACCUUUAAAUGAAGAGAGUUGUGAGGAUAAGAAGAAUAAAGAUAUUGAUGAGAGUGUGAUUCCAUCCUCAAGUUGCUUUGCUGCUACAACGAAUGCUAAAGAAACAAAGUUGUUGGAUGAUGGGAAGGUUUCAACGAAUAGAGUGAAGGAAUAUGAAAACUUAAGGAAGAGAUUUGAGAGGAAAGCAAAAGAGGCUUUUCAAGACCAACUCUUGACACUUGAAAGACAAGUUGAGGAACUUAAGUUUGGAUCCAGUAAAGCAGUGGAAAAAGAUGUGUUGCAAUUUGAAUCACCUAGAACAAUUUGCACCCCAAGAACACACGCUUUUUCAUCUUCAGCAAUUUCAAGGAAUCCCAUCCUUGGAAAUGUUAUAGAAAAUUUUGAGAAAAAUGAAAAGCUGUCUCACAAGAAAACCAGUUCCGAGAGGCAGAACUUGAAACAAACUGAGGAGACGAAGGUAAAGACCAACAGGAAUAAGCAAUCACAUAAUCUCAACAGAGAACAUCAGAGGAGGAAACCAAAGCCGAGCUCUAGAGUCAAAAUACAUUCUCCAAGGAUGGUUUCUAAGGUUGAAAUUUGCAAAAUAAAGGCCCUGGAAGACGUGAAGAAAGCAAAACUAAAGAUGAAGAAAGAAAAGGAGGAGAUUGUAGAGGUACCAGAAUUAGAGAGCUUUGCUGUGAUUAAGUCUUCAAUAGAUCCAAAGCAAGAUUUCAGAGAUUCAAUGAUUGAGAUGAUCAUAGAGAAUCAGAUUAUUCAGCCAGAAGAAAUGGAAGAUCUUUUGGCAUGUUAUCUGACUUUGAAUGCAGAUGAGUAUCAUGAUCUCAUCAUCAAAGUGUUCAGAAAGGUAUGGUUUGACAUGAGCCAAGGUAUUUUGGGUAUUAAACUAAAUAUGCAAUGUGGUUACUAUGAAUAA